AUGGAAUUGGAAAGAAACGCUUGGAAAACCUGCAGAAGCAUUACAAGAAAAACGGAAUUCUUCCUCGUGUUCAUGGCAACAAAGGAAGACUUCCCAUUAGUCUGUUCAUUGGAAACCCUAAAACGUGUUGUAUUGUUCCUUGAUAAUUACGCAGAAGAACACGCUGUCGCACUCCCAGGUAGAGUUCCAGGAUUCAAACGUACAGACGUAAGAUUGUUACCAUCAUCCAACACUAAAGCAAGCAUACAUAGAGUAUAUGAACAAGCCGCAGUGAGUGCAGGAGUUACUGCUGUCUCAUAUCCCAAAUUUGUAGAAAUGUGGAACAAACUUCGCCCCCAAAUGAGAAUUACGAAGCCUAUGACUGACUUGUGCCACACGUGUCAAAAGAAUAACACAGUUAUUUACCGGUCAGCUAAUUUGCCUGAUGAUGAGAAAAGUGAAGUUGUGCGUAAACAAGAAAAGCACCUACUGGACGCAGAACGGGAGAGAAGUUUGUACAAAAUUACAUGCAAUGAAAGCAAAGACAGCAUUGCCAAAAUACUACACGAGAUUGAUUUUAAUUCAACACGACAGCCCUGUUCAUUUAAUGGUAAAGUAAAGUAUUCAUUUGAUUAUGCACAGCAAGUACAUUUACCCUCAAAUCCAAUGCAGCCAGGUCCCAUUUAUUUUAAAGUUCCACGGAAAGUGGGAAUUUUUGGCAUUUGCUGUGAAUCAUUGCCAAGACAAGUUAAUUUUCUUAUUGACGAGGCUGGCAAUGUGGGAAAGGGUGUAAAUGCGACCAUAAGCUAUCUUCACUAUUUUUUUGCAAACCAUGGCUUGGGUGAAACUGAAGUGCUCCUUCACGCAGACAACUGUUGUGGCCAGAACAAAAAUUCGUACGUACUUUGGUAUCUCGCAUGGAGAGUAAUGGUUGGACUUCACCAAUCUUGCACUUAUAGCUUUCUCAUUGUUGGACAUACAAAAUUUGCAUGUGACUGGUGUUUCGGGCUUUUAAAGCAAAGCUUUCGGAAAUCCUUUGUCUCCUCGCUGUACAAAUUAGCAACUGUAGUAGACACAUCAACUGUCAGGGGGGUUAAUGUUACACAGCUGUGCUCUUUGCAUGAUGGUUCAACCAUUGUUCCAGUCUAUGACUGGGUCUCCUUUUUGUCGCCUUAUUUUAAAAAGUUUCCAAACAUCAAGAAAUAUCAUCAUUUUCAAUUCAAGCAAGCAAUGCCAGGUGUUCUAAUGUAUAGGGAGUUUUCAGAUGGAACCGAUGAACGUUUUAGUCUAUUACGUAAAGAAGAUACCCUUCCGCCCAGUAUCCCUCCUGCUCCCUUACAGCCCAAAGGUUUGGAUCAGCAAGGGAAACAAUACCUCUAUACUUAA
Molecule: messenger RNA, 1365 nt
Organism: Porites evermanni
Lineage: Eukaryota; Metazoa; Cnidaria; Anthozoa; Scleractinia; Poritidae
Source: the annotation of a GenBank genome assembly